Acomys russatus (golden spiny mouse) is the source of this 1089-nucleotide messenger RNA. Its product is annotated as aldo-keto reductase family 1 member C1-like. Gene Ontology annotation, biological process: prostaglandin metabolic process; doxorubicin metabolic process; daunorubicin metabolic process. Gene Ontology annotation, cellular component: cytosol. Gene Ontology annotation, molecular function: bile acid binding; androsterone dehydrogenase [NAD(P)+] activity; aldose reductase (NADPH) activity. The transcript is spliced from 7 exons. Lineage: Eukaryota; Metazoa; Chordata; Mammalia; Rodentia; Muridae. The coding region runs from base 1 to 855 and encodes 284 amino acids. The record is from RefSeq and is a predicted model, not a curated record.
AUGAGUUCCCAACAGCACUGCGUGAGACUCAAUGAUGGCCACGUCAUGCCUGUGCUGGGCUACGGCACUGCCCAAAAUCCAGAGAUUCCAAAGAGUAAGACUUUUGAGUCUACUAAAAUAGCAAUAGAUACCGGGUUCCGCCAUAUUGAUUCUGCUUAUGUGUACCAAAAUGAAAAGGAGACAGGACAGGCUAUUCGAAGCAAGAUUGCAGACGGUGUUGUGAAGAGAGAAGACAUAUUUCUCACUACAAAGCUUUGGUGUACAUUCCAUCGGCCAGAACUGGUUGAAAUUGGCUUAGAAAGAUCCCUGAACAACUUUCACCUAGACUAUGUUGAUCUGUAUCUUAUCCAUUACCCAGUGUCAAUUAAGCCGUCAGACACAAUGUAUCCAAAAGAUGAAAAUGGAAAACUACUAUUUGACACAGUAGAUCUCUGUGCUACAUGGGAGGCCAUGGAGAAGUGUAAGGAUGCAGGACUGGCUAAGUCCAUCGGGGUGUCCAACUUUAACCGCAGGCAGCUGGAGAUGAUCCUGAACAAGCCGGGGCUCAAGUACAAGCCUGUGUGCAACCAGGUAGAAUGCCAUCCUUAUCUGAACCAGAGCAAGCUGCUGGACUUCUGCAAGUCAAGAGACAUCAUUCUGGUUGCCUAUGGGGCCUUAGGGUCUCAGCGUCCUAAAAUCUGGGUGGACCAGAAUUCCCCAUUUCUUUUGAAUGAUUCUGUUCUUUGUGCCAUGGCCAAAAAGCACAAUCGAAGUCCAGCUCAGAUUGCCCUUCGCUACCAGGUUCAGCGUGGGGUAACUGCCCUGGCUCACAGCUAUGAAGAGAAUGAGAUGAGAGAGAACAUUCAGGUGAUGUGAAGAGCUACGGGUAUCUAGGACGAUGAAUAUUCUUCCUUAGCCAUGGAUUUCUUUGAAAAAUCUCUGUAAUUUUCCCCAAAUAAUUGUUUCUAGCAUUCCCUGUGCAUGUACAGUUUCAAGCAUUCCCUGUACAUGUGCGGUUUCAAGUGUUGUGAUUUACAAGAAUUGUUAACAUAUUGUAAAAUUUAAUGCUUACUUCUGUGGUCAUUCCCAGAAAUAUCAAUAAGUAUUAGA